AGGGGAAAAGUUACCACCAAAUUAAGACCACAACAAUCAACCCUCCAACUAACUGGUUUCGUUUUGGUACUGGAUCAAUUGCUAAUUAUCUUGGCAAGUAAGUUUAAUUCCAAGUGCGACACGUUAAAUUUUGAAAACUUUGCCGAUUUAUCACACCUUCGCUUAACAAAUUUAUUGGGUAUUUACUCCCACUUGCUUUUAAUACAUGGUACAGCUUAAACUCUAAUUAUGAUAAAAACAUACUCCAGAAGAAAUUCGUUAACUUCGAUUUCCACAACAACAUCCGCAGCACCAUCUGCUUCUUCCACAACAAUAUCAAGACACGAUCUUUCUACUGAUAACCUUGUAUCUUUAGAUUCGAAGUUCACAAAGAAGUCUCACAAGAAAUCAGUAGUUGGCAGAAAUUACCCAAAUUCACCACAUAUACCCCACGGAUUCGAAAUGUCGUCGUCAAAAAACCUAGCUAGUUCAGCC
This is a messenger RNA of Spathaspora passalidarum NRRL Y-27907, 474 nucleotides long. RefSeq lists its product as uncharacterized. NCBI's taxonomy places the organism in Eukaryota, Fungi, Ascomycota, Pichiomycetes, Serinales, Debaryomycetaceae. The record is from RefSeq and is a predicted model, not a curated record. The transcript has a single exon. The annotation marks the transcript as partial.